Magnolia sinica is the source of this 1494-nucleotide messenger RNA. RefSeq names its product xyloglucan endotransglucosylase protein 2-like. Gene Ontology annotation, cellular component: cell wall; apoplast. Gene Ontology annotation, molecular function: hydrolase activity, hydrolyzing O-glycosyl compounds; xyloglucan:xyloglucosyl transferase activity. The transcript is spliced from 5 exons. Gene Ontology annotation, biological process: cell wall biogenesis; xyloglucan metabolic process. Lineage: Eukaryota; Viridiplantae; Streptophyta; Magnoliopsida; Magnoliales; Magnoliaceae. Bases 143 to 1027 code for a protein of 294 amino acids. The record is from RefSeq and is a predicted model, not a curated record.
UCUUGCCUACAUAAAGCCUUGCAGCAUUCCUCUUUCCCUCAUUGGUCUCACUCUUCUUUCAUUGGGUACUCUCUCUCUCUCAUUCUCUAACCUCCAUUGGGUAUCUCUGUCUCUCUUUCUCAUUCUUUAACCUCCAUUGGGAAUGGCGUCCUCUUUUUACAUCCUUCUAUGCCUCUCUACCUUGCUUUUCCCCUCCCUUAUCAUGGCUGCUCCACCAAGAAAGCCAGUAGAUGUUCCCUUCUCCACAAACUAUGUUCCUACAUGGGCCUUUGAUCACAUCAACUACAUCAAUGGUGGCUCUGAAGUUCAUCUCAAGUUAGAUAACUACACAGGCACUGGCUUUCAAUCCAAGGGCUCAUAUUUAUUUGGCCACUUCAGCAUGAGAAUAAAAAUGGUCCCAGGAGAUUCAGCUGGAACAGUUACCGCAUUCUAUCUUUCAUCACAGAACUCAGAGCAUGAUGAGAUAGAUUUUGAGUUCCUGGGAAACAGGACAAACCAACCUUACAUAGUACAGACAAAUGUAUUUACUGGAGGGAAAGGAAACAGAGAGCAGAGGAUUUAUCUGUGGUUUGAUCCAACUAAAGACUAUCAUUCAUACUCAGUGCUGUGGAACAUGUAUCAGAUAGCUUUCUUUGUAGAUGAUGUCCCUAUCAGAGUAUUCAAAAAUAGCAAGGACUUGGGGGUGAGAUUUCCCUUCAAUCAGCCCAUGAAGAUCUAUUCCAGCCUUUGGAAUGCUGAUGACUGGGCCACCCGAGGUGGGCUUGAGAAGACUGACUGGAGCAAGGCCCCCUUUGUGGCCUCUUACAAAGGCUUCCAUAUCGACGGUUGUGAGGCCUCCGUCAUGGCGACCUAUUGUGAGACCCAAGGCAAGCGUUGGUGGGACCAGAAAGAAUUCCAAGACCUGGAUGCUCUACAGUACAGGAGGUUGCAGUGGGUCCGACAGAAAUACACCAUUUACAACUAUUGUACGGACAGAUCAAGGUUCCCUACCAUGGCAGCCGAAUGCAAGAGGGACAGGGAUGUCUAAAAGCCUAUGUGGUGGCCCACUUUCUUUUGCUAUCCUUUCAUGAAGGAGGCUAUUCGUGGGCACAUGUGCCAACAUGAAGUACAUCUGUUAGAUCCUGACCAUUCAUCAGGUGUAGCCCACCGUGGACAUGCUCUGGGCGAAAAAUCAACCUGGCCCACAUCAGAUGGGAUGCACAUGUGAGAGGAAAAAGGGACGGUUAGGAAAAGAAAAGACAAGAGUCUAAAUUUUACCACACGUGUGGGCACGUUGGAUCGUUUCGAUUUUUACCUAGGUUGUGUUGCUGGUGGGCCCGAUCUGAUUAGUGUCCAGGAUUUUUCACACAUGUGCCACGUUGGCGUGUGUGCCGAAAAUUGCCGCCUUUAUAUUUCCUCGUUGCAUUGGAGUAUUGUUGGGUUUAUUGGUUUAUUUUUCAUGUAUUAUGUCUUAAUAUUAGAUGGUUUUAUUGUUUCCAAUCUCGGAGACAGCUA